CUUCACCCCUCCCGGCUAUUGGAAGAUGAAAGAGACUAUACAAGGGACCGGGUCUUGGGGGCCUGAGCCUUCAGGACCUGGCAUAGCUCCAGCUUACUCAAGCCCUAGGCGAGAGCGGCUUCGUUGGCCCCCACCCCCUAAACCUCGACUCAAAUCAGGUGGCGGGUUUGGGCCAGAUCCUGGGUCAGGGACCACAGUGCCAGCCAGACGCCUCCCUGUCCCUCGGCCUUCUUUUGAUGCCUCAGCUAGUGAAGAGGAAGAAGAGGAGGAGGAGGAGGAGGAAGAUGAAGAAGAUGAAGUGGCAGCUUGGAGGCUGCCCCCCAGAUGGGGUCAGCUGGGAGCCAUCCAGCGCCCUCGCCCUCCCCGCCCUACUCAUCGAAAAACCUGCUCACAGCGCCGUCGUAGAGCUAUGAGAGCCUUCCAGAUGCUGCUCUACUCAAAAAGCACCUCGCUGACAUUCCACUGGAAGAUUUGGGGGCGCCACCGGGGCCGGCGGCGGAGCCUUGCACACCCCAAGAACCAUCUUUCACCCCAGGAAGGGGGUGCGACACCACAGGUGCCAUCCCCCUGCUGUCGUUUUGACUCCCCCAGGGGGCCACCUCCCCCUCGGCUGGGUCUGCUAGGUGCUCUCAUGGCUGAGGAUGGGGUGAGAGGGUCUCCACCAGUGCCCUCUGGGCCCCCCAUGGAGGAAGAUGGAUUAAGGUGGACUCCAAAGUCUCCUCUGGACCCUAACUCGGGCCUCCUCUCUUGUACCCUGCCCAAUGGCUUUGGAGGACCAUCUGGGCCAGAAGGGGACCGGAGUCUGGCACCCCCUGAUGCCAGCAUCCUCAUCAGUAAUGUGUGCAGCAUCGGGGACCAUGUGGCCCAGGAGCUUUUUCAGGGCUCAGAUUUGGACACUGCAGAAGAGGCAGAGCGGCCCGGGGAGAAAACUGGCCAGCAUAGCCCCCUACGGGAGGAGCAUGUGACCUGCGUGCAGAGCAUCUUAGAUGAAUUCCUUCAAACUUACGGCAGCCUCAUCCCCCUUAGCACUGAUGAGGUAGUAGAGAAAUUGGAGGACAUUUUCCAGCAGGAGUUUUCUACGCCUUCCAGGAAGGGCCUGGUGCUACAGCUGAUCCAGUCCUACCAGCGGAUGCCAGGCAAUGCCAUGGUGAGGGGCUUCCGAGUGGCUUAUAAGCGGCAUGUGCUGACCAUGGAUGACUUGGGGACCUUGUAUGGACAGAACUGGCUCAAUGACCAGGUGAUGAACAUGUAUGGAGACCUGGUCAUGGACACAGUCCCUGAAAAGGUGCAUUUCUUCAACAGUUUCUUUUACGAUAAACUCCGCACCAAGGGUUAUGAUGGGGUGAAAAGGUGGACCAAAAACGUGGACAUCUUCAAUAAGGAGCUGCUGCUAAUCCCCAUCCACCUGGAGGUGCAUUGGUCCCUCAUCUCUGUUGAUGUGAGGCGACGCACCAUCACCUAUUUUGACUCGCAGCGCACCCUAAACCGCCGCUGCCCUAAGCAUAUUGCCAAGUAUCUGCAGGCAGAGGCAGUGAAGAAAGACCGGCUGGAUUUCCAUCAAGGUUGGAAAGGUUACUUCAAAAUGAACGUGGCCAGGCAGAAUAAUGACAGUGAUUGUGGCGCCUUUGUGUUGCAGUACUGCAAGCACCUGGCCCUGUCUCAGCCAUUCAGCUUCACCCAGCAGGACAUGCCCAAACUUCGUCGGCAGAUCUACAAGGAGCUGUGUCACUGCAAACUCACUGUGUGAGCCUCGUAUCCCAGGCCUCAAGCCCAUUCGUUAAUGGGCAGGGGGACAUGGGAGGCCCUUCUUCCCAAGAAACUUCAAUUCCUUUCCUCUCCUGCCUCUCCCACCCAAUUCCCUUUGGUUUUUCAUAUUUAAAUGUUUUAAUUACAUAUAUAUAUAAAUGCCACGGUCCUGCUCUGGUCAAUAAAGGAUCCUUUGGAGAUA
Molecule: messenger RNA, 1948 nt
Organism: Myotis davidii
Lineage: Eukaryota; Metazoa; Chordata; Mammalia; Chiroptera; Vespertilionidae
Gene: SENP3
Product: SUMO1/sentrin/SMT3 specific peptidase 3
Exons: 12
Coding region: 26-1747 (573 amino acids)
Biological process (GO): protein desumoylation
Cellular component (GO): nucleus
Molecular function (GO): deSUMOylase activity
Source: RefSeq, a predicted model, not a curated record